Molecule: messenger RNA, 1648 nt
Organism: Penaeus vannamei (Pacific white shrimp)
Lineage: Eukaryota; Metazoa; Arthropoda; Malacostraca; Decapoda; Penaeidae
Source: RefSeq, a predicted model, not a curated record
AUGUAUGAAAUUCGCAUUCUUAAAGGAUAUUGUUUUAUUGGUAUUUACUACCUUCGAAAACUUUGUCCACAAGUCUAUAAGUUCUUUGUUCGGUUGGACCACAUCAGAAAGUGCUUCACUCAAAAGGGUGGAAUAUUUGUUUUGGAGGAAUAUAAUCCUAAAACACGUCAUGUUAUUCAGCGGAAAUAUAAAUCAGCAAUGGCUGAUCAGAUAUGUUAUGCUGUCCUGUGUGUGUUCUCAUAUGUGGCUGCGGGAAGUGAGCAGAAGAAAAUGGAAGUGGCUGCUGCUGCUGCUGCUGCUGCUGCCGCUCACAGGAAAUGAAGGAUAUGACAUGCUGUUUAAAGAUUAUAAAAUAUCUUCAUUUACACUAAAGACUUUAAUAAGAACUAAAUCGAAAUUGACACAAUAUUAUAAAUUCACACACACAAAAAAAUAUUUGAUAAUUUUAUUUUAAAGAAUAAUAUAUUCAGACUUCAUUAAGUUUCUUUGUAUGUCCAGCAUGCAGUAUUAUUAUUAUGAAAUAGUAAUACUGAGUUGAUUGAAGUCAGAGGCUGUAAAAUCACUUCCUUUCAACCAUGUUUUUUAGCAAUUAUCAAUCUGAUGUUAUUUCAUGCCAUGCUUUCCUACUGAGUCUUGAUUUUUAUUUUUUGUUUUCAUUUUAUAUCAUUUUAAUUUAUUUUAUUUCAUUUUUUGAAUGACUGGAUAGAAAAAAUAUUUUGAUAGACACUGGUAUUAUACUGGUGCUUAAAGUAGUAGCUAUUAUAUUGUAGAAUACUUAAUAAUUUUUACAAUAUACAUGUUUUAAUGUUUAGGAAAUUAUGUGUAUAUUAUUGUACAUUGUGUAGAUAAUUUGCAUAUUGUUAUUAUGUAUGUAAGCAUAUGUGUAAAGCACAUAGAUAUCCAUGUGUUUUGUUAUUGGCUUUCUAGGUUUUGUUUAGUGUGUAACUAGAAAUCAGUGCCUACAAGGUUAUAGAAAAAUUAGGGGUAGAUUAGACCAUGUAGAAAGCCUGAAGUUAUUUCUGUUACACUGAAUAGGUUUGCGGGUACAUGAUCCUAUUCACUUUUUAUAAAUCUGAGAAUAUGACAUGGAAUUUCAGAUACCCAGUUUUGUACUAUGAGUUAAGUACCUAAAAUGACAGAUGUCUUGUGUCCAUAAUGUGAAUAAUUCUCCUUUGUAUUAAUGCCUAAUCUGUUUGACCAUAUCAAGCAUUGUUCAAAGAAAAACAUUUUUCUCUAGAUUGUUUUGGCAUUCUUAUUUUUUUGUUUUGACUUUCUCAUUCUUUCUUCAUUGCAUAAAAAAACACUAUAAAAAGGACAUAAUAUGGAAAGGCUGAAUCCUUUAAUCAUUGCUAGAGUAUAAGAAAAUAUUGCUGCAUGAGGACUUUUUGUUGCCACAAGUAUGCAGUUUAAUUUACUAUUGACUUUUUUUUUUAAUUUUGAGUUUAACAGAAAUUAAGAUUAAAACAGAUAACAAAAAGAACAUCAGCAAAUUUCACAUACUAAUUCUCAAGGCAUAUCCUUUUGGUAUAUAUGCAAAUCAGUGUUAUUUGAAUGCUAAUAAUGUCAGUGGAGAACACACACACACACACACACACACACACACACACACACACACACACACACACACACACACACACACACACACACA